AUGCCUCCCAAGAAGAAACAAAGAACGUCAGGGGCUGCCGCGGCGAAAGAGAAGGCCUCGGGAUCCCAAGCCGUCCAGACUGCUUUGACGUUUGAAGACCUCAGUCCGCUGCAGAAGGCAGUGGGUGAAUGCUUGGAUGCAAUUCACUCCCUCCGGCACCGUCCGAAGGAUUAUCGCCACGAGCAGGCCUGCGGCCCACUGCCGGUGGAUGACCGAGGUCUGUUUCCGUGGCCUGUUCUGGGCGGCGGGACCUUCAAAGACAUAGCCCAGCGUGUCUGGAGUGACCAGGACAGGUUCUUGGAGGCAGUCGCCGAGAUGUUGUCCGAUGCAGGGCUCCUUCAGGCCAACUCUGUGGAUGAUCUCCUCUCCGAGUUCUGCACACCCUCAGUUUGGCCGCCCGCACCAGGCAAUCCUUUCGUGACCAGUGUUCUUUCUUGGAGCUACGAGGACUCUUCCUUUUGGAGGUUGGUUGCCAUGUCCGAAGUCUUCAGCAUAGCCAAGAAUAUGGCCAGCUUCAGAUUCCGCGAGGCCGGUCUGGACGAGUGA
Molecule: messenger RNA, 546 nt
Organism: Symbiodinium sp. CCMP2592
Lineage: Eukaryota; Dinophyceae; Suessiales; Symbiodiniaceae
Source: the annotation of a GenBank genome assembly